AUCGCGAAGGCGACUGGUCACACUGACGGCCACAUCAAAAUCUGGGGGUCUGGCGUGUGACCCUGUUAAUUCUAUCUUGCAAUAAAAUAGCUGUGUAAUCUAAGAUAAGCCUUGCGCCAUUAAAAUAGUGAUAUAGUGAAAAUUCUAGUGUAAUUUAUGUGGAUAAUAUGGAACGUGCUACGGGAACAGAAGUAUACGGGUGUGGCUCGCCUCAAACCUCGGACAUAACGCUGAAUAUACAAACGACGACGGGUGGUAACUUCUCAAUCAGUUUGAACGACAAAAAUACAGUGGAUCACCUCAAGAAACUGGUUUCGAAGAAACUCAGAGUCGCAAAAGAUCGAAUAUGCCUCCUGCAUCGCGAAAGGCAACUGACGGACGGGACCCUCGAGGAGAACGGGGUUCUGGACGGCUCGCGGAUCAUACUGCUGCCGAGCGUCGAGACGGGCCUCCUGAGUCAAAGACCUGAAAAUUCUGUGAUGCAGGCAUUAGAAUCCCUGAAUGACACGCAAGUCAAUGAUUUCUUGAGUGGGAAAUCACCAUUAAAUCUGACCAUGCGGUUGGGAGACCACAUGAUGUUGAUUCAGUUGCAGCUGUCCACACUUAACUCUAGUUCCUCAAAUUCUGCCCGCCCUCUGCGGCCCAAAUUUCCGGUCCCGAUUGCCCGCCCCAAAUGUGAACCCAGGGAAACACCCAGCCCUCAGAGUACACCUCAGAAACCCAGCAGUAGCAACGAGUCCACAGAAGAAAGUGACAAGCCCAAACGCAUAACCAUUAUACAAAAACAGGAUCUAGAAAUGUUACAGAAUUUUUUGUACAGAUCCAUGGCUGAUAAUGUAGAUAAAGCUGAAUCUUCUGAUGACAAAGAUGAAUCAAUGGACACCACAAAUGGCACCCUGUCAGAUAUUUCUAGUACAUCCAUAGAUAAUGAACAGUCCCCAAUAAAGUCUUUAUCUAAUUUGGUGUCUAGUCCUAUCGAUGCAUCUACCUCUGAGAGCAAAGCUGAUGCUGCUCUUGUGAACUCUGUAAAAAGUAAUUUGAUAGAUUUGUUAUCUCAAAGUAAGUUAAAUAGUGAAGUGAUUCCUUCAACAAGUGCCAUCAGUGACCAGCCAUGCCCUUCCACGUCUUCUUUGACCCAGGACAGUUCAGCUAGUGAUGACAGCGACAAUUUUGCUGACCAGAGUUCAUUCCUUGCCGAGAGCACCAUAGAUGAGUACCCAAUGGAAAAUCUGUUCAACAGUGCGAUUGACAAAGGAUUAUUUGAGGAACAAGAUGAGUCUAUGAUGGACAGGGAGAUAUCAAACCUGGCUACAACAAGUCACGGGGCCCAAGAGACUACAGCUGGCACACUCCCCUCUUUCCAAAGCAUAAAUGAGCCUUUAAAAAAUAAACGCUUCCAAUAUUUACUUCACAAAACAUCCAAGUUCAAGCACCCUAUUGGGCAGAAUAAACAAAAAGCAUUUAUGCAGUCUGUGGUGAACAAACACAAAAAAAGGAUGCAGAUAAAGCAGGACAGCAAUCUAGCACAGCCCUCCACAUCUCGGACAGAUCCGUACAUAACAAAUUCAAGAAAGUUGAUUCUUCAGCCGAGCAGUGGGCAGGCAGCGGACGAUGCUACUCCAUCUACCUCAAAACAGCAGGUUCCUUUCAAGGCACCCGAUGCUCCAAAGAAGCCACAGAGAGCGUCGCCAACACCGCUUGUUGAUACAAAAGCCUUAAUAGAGGCGUCAAAGAACUUGACACAGAAGUUGAAGAAAUUGUCAAAGGAAGUGUUGACAAACAAAAUUGAUCUCAGAAGUGCUGAGGAGGUUGUUCGCCAGAAAAUAGGCCCUGGGGCUGUGAUAGAGUCCAUGAAGCACCAUGGCAAAGGAAUAUAUUCAGGGACGUUUUCGGGCACAUUAAAUCCAGCACUGCAAGACAGAUAUGGGCGACCAAAGAGGGACAUCUCCACUAUUAUUCACAUACUGAACGACUUACUAUGUGCCACACCGCCUCUUGCUUUGGCGCAGAAGGAACAGAAGCACUCGUGCGCGAGCACGUCGAGCGCGGCCGAGCAGCCGCGCGCGUGCGGCGCGUGCGCGUGCGCCGACUCCUGCCACAAGUGCGACAGCGCGAAGGCGCUCGCGCUCGACAACUCCAAGACGAAGGGCAAGCUGGAGCAGCUGCGCCUCGUCAUGCAGCAGAAGAAGCAGCGCCGCGAGGCUCGCAAGCUGGGCCGGCCAUACGCGCCGCCGCCGCCGCCCAAGCCCGAGCGCGAUGAAAUCGACACGCUCGCCUAACGCGGCCCGUACGAGGCCCGGCCGCCGCGGAUCAACAGUGCGUGGUCGACCGACGCCGACGAGAUCGGCCCGCCCGAGGCCCGGCCGCCGCGGAUCAACAUUGCUUGGUCGACCGACGCCGACGAGAUCGACACGCUCGCCUAACGCGGCCCGUACGAGGCCCGGCCGUCGCGGGUGCACAGUGCGCGACCGACCGAGCGCGACGAGAUCGACACGCUCGCCUAACGCGGCCCGCCCGAGGCCCGGCCGUCGCGGAUCAACAUUGCGUGGUCGACCGACGCCGACGAGAUCGGCCCGCCCGAGGCCCGGCCGCCGCGGAUCAACAUUGCGUGGUCGACCGACGCCGACGAGAUCGGCCCGCCCGAGGCCCGGCCGCCGCGGAUCAACAUUGCGUGGUCGACCGACGCCGACGAGAUCGGCCCGCCCGAGGCCCGGCCGCCGCGGAUCAACAUUGCGUGGUCGACCGACGCCGACGAGAUCGGCCCGCCCGAGGCCCGGCCGCCGCGGAUCAACAUUGCGUGGUCGACCGACGCCGACGAGAUCGGCCCGCCCGAGGCCCGGCCGCCGCGGAUCAACAGUGCGUGGUCGACCGAGCGCGACCAGAUCGACACGCUCGCCUAACGCGGCCCGCCCAAGGCCCGGCCGCCGCGUCUGUGGGUCUAGACAAAGUGCAAAUUGUAAUCGCAAACCAGUCGAAAAGUGGUCGAAAAGCCCCUUUUUUGUAUGGAGUUUUGACGGAUUCGAUUUUCGAUUCGAUCAAAAAGUGCGUUUUGUCUAGGGGGGCUGGACAGUGCGCGCUCGACCGACGCCGACGAGAUCGACACGCUCGCCUAAAGGUUCGGCCGAACCAACGCGAUUAUCCGGCGUGCAGCGAUGG
This is a messenger RNA of Ostrinia nubilalis (European corn borer), 3156 nucleotides long. It is a transcript of the gene stx, whose product is annotated as midnolin homolog. Gene Ontology annotation, cellular component: nucleus. Bases 168 to 2279 code for a protein of 703 amino acids. Gene Ontology annotation, molecular function: protein binding. The record is from RefSeq and is a predicted model, not a curated record. The transcript is spliced from 5 exons. NCBI's taxonomy places the organism in Eukaryota, Metazoa, Arthropoda, Insecta, Lepidoptera, Crambidae.